AGGGUGAGAGAGGAGGAGAAGAGGGGAGAGAGAGAGAGAGAGAGAGAGAGAGAGAGAGCCUGCCACCAUGGACGAGCAGAGAGAAAUGAAGGUGAAAAAUCCAUGGCACAGGCCGGUCAUUAUCUUAAUAAUAGUCCUCAUUGCCAUAGGGAUCGUUGUUAUGGUGGCCACAGCUAUCAUACAGAACAAACCUCUGCAUCAGAAAUAUAAGUAUGGCAUAGUUCUGGAUGCAGGCUCCUCCCACACCUCAGUGUUUAUUUAUGAGUGGCCUGCAGAGAAGGAGAACAACACUGGAAUGGUUCGUCAGAAACAUGCCUGUGAUGUCAAAGGCAAAGGCAUCUCCAGUUAUUCAGGUAACCCAGCAGGGGCAGGCAGCUCUCUGACUGACUGCAUGGCAGAAGCCCAAAAAAUCAUACCAGUCCACAGGCACCAGGAAACCCCAGUCUAUCUCGGGGCUACCGCAGGGAUGAGGCUACUAAGGAUGGAGGACAGCAGCCUGUCGGAUCAGGUUCUUGACGCGGUUGAGAGAUCUCUGCAGACAUAUCCUUUUGACUACCAGGGUGCCCGUAUAAUCACAGGCCAAGAGGAGGGAGCUUUUGGCUGGAUCACAGUUAACUAUCUGAGCGACAAUUUCAGGAAGGCAUCAGGAACAAUAGGAGCACUCGACCUGGGUGGAGCCUCAACCCAAAUUACCUUUGUCUCUAAGGAGAAUUCAGAAAAUCCAGAGAAUUCUAUGGACUUCCGGCUUUAUGGGAAUCCUUACCAUCUAUACACGCAUAGCUUCCUCUGUUAUGGGAAGGACCAGGUUCUAAAGCUUGCUUUGGCAAAGAAACUUCAGUCACUGGAGAUGCAAGAAGAUGUACUGAAAGACGCUUGUUUCCACCACGGCUAUAAAGCUAAUAAGACCCUCUCGAGUGUUUUCAACACACCGUGUGUUAGUGAAAAGCUUGCUGACUCUCCAAAAAGCUUCAUCCACUGGGGCACUGGGGAUGGUGUAGAAUGUCAAAAUGCUGUGAGGAAAGUCUUCAACCACAGCUGCUGUCAAUACUCAACGUGCUCCUUCAAUGGGGUCUACCAACCACCUGUGGAAGGGCACUUUGGGGCUUUUUCUGCAUUCUACUUUGUGAUGAACUUUUUGAAUUUGACUAAUGACGACUUGGAGACGGCUAAGGCCAAGCUUAUAAACUACUGCUCAACCCCAUGGGAAGAGAUAAAGAGCAGCUAUCCCAGCGUGAAGGAGAAGUACCUGGCCGAGUAUUGCUUCUCGGGAACUUACAUUCUUACUCUGCUUGAGGAUGGUUACAACUUUACCAGCACAACUUUCAAAAACAUCGAGUUCAUCAAAAAGAUUGCGGACAGUGAUGCCGGCUGGACUUUAGGUUACAUGCUCAAUCUGACCAAUAUGAUCCCCGCCGAGGCCCCGGACACGCCCCCUCUCCCUCACGGCGGGUUCGUGAGCCUCAUGCUUGUAUUGUCACUGCUAAUCUUCAGCCUCGUCAUUGUCGGUUACAAGUGUUUCCGACGGCCGGUGGUUUACAGCUCUGCCCCGAAGGACAUCGUUUAACUCAGCGUGUUCUGGUGACA
Messenger RNA from Chanos chanos (milkfish), 1584 nucleotides. RefSeq names its product ectonucleoside triphosphate diphosphohydrolase 1 (gene entpd1). NCBI's taxonomy places the organism in Eukaryota, Metazoa, Chordata, Actinopteri, Gonorynchiformes, Chanidae. Gene Ontology annotation, molecular function: UDP phosphatase activity; ribonucleoside triphosphate phosphatase activity; GDP phosphatase activity. Bases 68 to 1564 code for a protein of 498 amino acids. The record is from RefSeq and is a predicted model, not a curated record. Gene Ontology annotation, biological process: nucleoside diphosphate catabolic process. The transcript is spliced from 10 exons. Gene Ontology annotation, cellular component: plasma membrane.